Messenger RNA from Triticum dicoccoides, 1139 nucleotides. Its product is annotated as plasmodesmata-located protein 6-like. The record is from RefSeq and is a predicted model, not a curated record. Gene Ontology annotation, cellular component: plasmodesma. NCBI's taxonomy places the organism in Eukaryota, Viridiplantae, Streptophyta, Magnoliopsida, Poales, Poaceae. The coding region runs from base 101 to 925 and encodes 274 amino acids. The transcript has a single exon.
CCUCACACUGUCACACACUCCCUCGCUCCUAAAAUUCCAGUCACGAGUCACAAGCUCACUGGACACAAGCGCUGGUGUGGCGAGAGCACGAAGCAGAAGCAUGGUUGCCCGCGCCACGGCAACGUUCCUCCCCGUCCUCUCCCUGCUCCUGCUCCGUGCCGGCGCGGACGACGACUCGGCGUUUGUGUACGCCGGGUGCUCGCAGGGGCGCUACGACGCCGGGACGCAGUACGAGUCGGGCGUGGACUCCGUGCUCACAUCCCUCGCCAACAGCGCGCCCUACGCCCCCUACGCCAACAUCACUUCCCCCUCGGCUUUACCCCCCGUGGCCGGCCUCUACCAGUGCCGGUCCGACCUCCCGGCCUCCGUCUGCACCGGAUGCGUGCGCUCCGCCAUCUCCAGGCUCUCCUCCCUCUGCUCCUGGUCCGCCGGCGGCGCCGUGCAGCUGCGCUCGUGCUUCGUGCGCUACGGGAACGACUCCUUCGUCGGGAAGCCGAACACGGCCGUGCUCUUCAAGAAGUGCGGCGGCUCGCCCGGGGACGCCGGCGGCGCCGCCAUGAGGGACUCGGCUCUCGGAGGGCUCGCGUCCUCGGUGGCGCCCGCCGGGGGUGGCUACCGCGCCGGCGGAGCGGGGGGCGUGCAGGCCAUGUCGCAGUGCGUGGGGGACCUCGACGCCAAGGCGUGCUCCGACUGCGUCUCGGCCGCGGCCGCGCAGCUCAAGGCAGGGUGCGGCUACGCCACCGCCGGCGAAGUGUACCUCGGCAAGUGCUACGCGCGCUUCUGGUCCAACGGUGGCGGCUUCGUCAGCGGCGCAAGCUCGGGAAGUGCAUACGGAUUUGUGCCGCGCAUGCACGGUGAGCGGCUGGCUCUUGCUGUCGCUGGUUUCUUCGCUUCGUUGGCCUACUUUUCAGUUCUACUCGUCUAGUUACGGUCGCAGUAUGGGGUUGAGAUCAAUGUUAGCUAUGUUACAUUAUUGCCAACACCAACACGUAUGUCGCGUAUUGAACUGGACACAGUGUUGUUUUGCUCCAGUGUGUAGCAAAAAUAUCAUGUUCUUAUACCUGUAACUUGUAACUUAGCUGGGUUUCCAAAGUGUGUAACUAUAAAUCUGAUCUGAUGAAGUGUUGUUUUACUUGCUA